Molecule: messenger RNA, 4223 nt
Organism: Pogonomyrmex barbatus (red harvester ant)
Lineage: Eukaryota; Metazoa; Arthropoda; Insecta; Hymenoptera; Formicidae
Product: ATP-binding cassette sub-family G member 1
Biological process (GO): transmembrane transport
Cellular component (GO): plasma membrane
Molecular function (GO): ABC-type transporter activity; ATP binding; ATP hydrolysis activity
Source: RefSeq, a predicted model, not a curated record
UGUGUGUGUGUGUACAUGUAUGUACACUAACUUCCUGGUUUAAGUAAAAGAAAAGUCGAUGAGCACAAUAUAGAACAGGUUUUACAAGACACACUGCAGCUUCUAACUUUUCGAAGAGAGAAAGAAGAUAAAGAACGAAUGAUUAUCUUAUACGUCGGCGAGGGGCAGUCAAUGGACGGAUGUAAUGGAGAGUGCAGAGGCCACCUCGCCACAGUUUUGCGAGACACAUUGCAUCGUGCGCUCUGACAGAUCUAAACACAUCGUCCGCCCGUUCGUUUCGCGGACUCGAUCGGUCGAUUCUAUAGCUCCGCGAAGCGUCCUUCAUUUACGACUUCAGCCUCGUUUAAUUCAAACAGGAGUUCACGUCGGUCGGUUGUUCGAGUAUUUAAGCGAGGUGCAAGAAUUGUGAAAACGUCUUCGUUUGGAGUUCACGGAAAUUCUUAAACGCGUCGAGACGCGGAAGCAUAUCAGGAAGAAUCGCGGACAAAGAGAAGAUCGUGUGGUGAACGAAAGACGGAGAGAAUCUCGUAAGAGGAAAUUGGGACGCGAAGGAACAUUUGGCACAAUAAUCGCUAGCGACCGCGGAAAUCGUUGAAGAAAGAUUACGCACCAUCGAACGAAUGCAAAAGUUUUCUUUGUUCCAAAUGAGUAUCGUUCGAAGAAACGGAUAGUGUGAAAUCAUACGCAAUCUAAGUAUAGGAUAAAAGGAACACUGCACGGAUAAAAAAGAGAUAUGGAAUAUUAAAAUAAAUCGUUCAUAACUUCGAAAUAUUUACAGAAAUAUUUUGCGUUUUCUUUAAAAAGCGUGAAAAUUCAGACAGAAUUACGGACAAGUUGCACCUUUGUACAUACUAUUUAUUAAUUGUUAAAUAAAGCUCACAGGAAACAAGAUUUUUUUGAGAACAGGUUCGCUUAAUGUCUAGCUGCGUCCACACUUCAAUCACGCGCCUGCAUUAAUCGGCGACCGCUGAAUUUUCAGACUACGUGCGUUAGACAUAAUUCACCCCACCUACACGAUAGACAAACAGCUUUUUUACAGUCGUCCUGACAAGAGCCGAUAAGUGUGAGUGAAGAGAUAAACUAAAAGCGCGGAAGAUAAAUGGGCGGAGGAUUCUCUUAGUAGGUCAAAUCAAAUCUGUAAGCGAUGUCGACGAGACGACGUGAAACAAACGCGCUGUGUAUGUCGCGGGCCCGAAUGGUCGACAUCCAAUUCAAGGAUCUGUCGUACGAGGUUCAGGUUUCAAAGUUCAAAUAUCGCGGGACCAAGAAGCAGAUUCUAAAGGGUAUGAACGGAAUUUUCAAAUCCACGGAACUGACGGCUAUCAUGGGGCCGUCCGGUGCCGGCAAGUCCACGCUACUGAACAUUCUGAGUGGAUUUCAACAGGGACAGCUGCAGGGCACGGUCGAGUAUAUCAGUAGCGAGGGCAAGCAGAACUGGGACAUGUAUAAGAAGCAAUCGUGCUACAUCCAACAGUCGGACAAUCUGUACGGUCUGUUCACCGUUCAGGAGAGCAUGAUGAUGGCGACCUACUUGAAAAUCGGUAGUAACGCGACGAAGAUGUUCAGGCAGCUAGUGAUCGAUAACAUCUUGGAGACGCUAAAGCUGACGAAGGUAAAGGAGACGAAAGUCGACCGGCUGAGCGGGGGACAGAAAAAGAGGCUGAGCAUCGCCCUGGAACUGAUUGACAAUCCGCCGAUAAUGUUCCUGGACGAGCCGACCACCGGCCUGGACUCGAUGGCGUCUCUGCAGUGCAUCGUCGCGUUGAAGACUCUGGCAAAGAGCGGCCGAACAGUGAUUUGCACCAUCCAUCAGCCCAGCGCCGCGCUUUACCAGAUGUUCGACUACAUCUACCUGGUGGUCGACGGCCGAUGUAUGUACGCCGGUACACCCGACGACACGGUGAGCUACUUCGCCCAACUAGGCUUUCAGUGUCCUCAGUAUCACAACCCGGCGGACUACAUGCUGGAGGUGGUCAACCAGGAAUACGGGGACUACAGCAAUCAGUUGGUCGUGGCAGCCAAGGAGUACUGUCAGAGAGAAGAGACAUCUCUGAAAGUACGCAUCAUGAGGGAAGCGUCGUUCUACAACGAGAAGACGAAGCUGAUGCUGGACCCACCUUCGGAACUAAUAAAAUUCAAAGUGUUGCUAUAUCGUUACAUCCUGAUAAUAUACCGAGACUGGUCGGUGAGCCACAUCAAAUUACUCCUACACUUCCUCGUGGCCGUCCUGUUAGGCUUGCUGUUCGAGAAGGCCGGCAAGGACGCCAACAAGACCCUCAACAAUGUCGGUUUCUUGCUUGUCACCUCGUUGUAUUUCAUCUACACCAGCAUGAUACCGGCCGUGUUGAAGUUUCCGUUGGAGAUGGCCAUUUUGAAGAAAGAGCGCUUCAACAAUUGGUACCAAUUGAGAACCUACUAUGCAGCCACGCUAGUGACUACUCUACCACUGCAAAUAUUCUUCACUUUUAUUUACUCGGCCGUCUCCUACGUGCUAACCAGUCAACCCAUGGAAUGGAAUCGGUUUUUCAUGUUUCUACUCAUCAUCGCUCUGACGAGUUUCAUCUCCGAAGGCAUAGGCUUGGGUCUAGGCGCAAUCUUCAAUCCCAUUAACGGCACCUUCUUCGGAGCCAUUACCACAUGCGCGAUGCUGUCAUUAGCUGGAUUUCUGAUUCUCUUUAAUCACAUGCCGAAGUUUCUUUACUACAUUAGCUAUAUCAAUUACUUCAGAUACUCUGUAGACGGUUUGGUACAGGCGAUUUACGGCUUUCAACGAGAAAAGUUAAUUUGCCCGAGUCAGUAUGAUUAUUGUCACUUCCGAAUACCAUCGUUAUUACUGGAAGAGCUACGUAUGUCCAAAUCCAUAUUCUGGGUAGACGCCGUCGUCUUGUUCGCCUGGUUCGUGAUCAUUCGAAUCAUGGUUUAUAUCUCGCUGAAAAAAAGACUUUCAAAAAUAUGAAGAAGUCGCGAGGAUGCUGUUGAAGUGUUGGGCAUUACAACUAUUUGAAACGAAGCAUGAUCCGAGGCGAGAUUCUUCCGGAUUUCGUGAGCAACUCGCUGCCUUUGCACAACGAUCAACGGAGAAGCGUGUUGUCGUGACGGAUUCGCAAGGAUAUAUUCGCGGAAAUAUGUCAGGAAAAAUUUAUGUAAUGUCAGUAUGGCUGUGACAAUGUAGUAUGCAUAUCGCCUCGUAAUAAUCUUUCCGUUAAGGCUUGACGGUAGAAGGUCUAUAGCGGUGAUGUAGCAGUUUCUAAAUAUAGUACGCUUCACAGAGUGAGAUCUUACAAUUAUUUCUUACUUCAAGAUAGAGGGUAGUUGAUAACUUCAAAAGAAAAUCGGGACAAUCGGUUGCAAUAGACGAAAUGCUUAUGCAAUUUAUGUACAGCAGGAAGUAAAAGUUAUAAUUGAGUCGAAUUUUCCAACUUGAUCUGAUGCAAACCAGUGAGAUGUGGAAGGAGUGUGGCUAUAGAAAGUGAACUGUGACACUGCGAACGCUAAGUGUGUGUCGAUACUUUCACGUUCGUGUUCAAUGAGACACAUGCUGGAUAAUCGAUUAGCGCGGCUAUUAAUUAAAAAAAAAAAAAACUACCGAAAGUUAGAAAAUUUUCUUUCAUUAAUGCGUAAUGAAUCUUCUUCAAGUACUCUCUGUACCGAUAAUUUUUUCUCGAAAUUCUCUUUUUCUUUUUUAGGUCUGAGUAGUCUUAUUACAUUAGAAUUGCUACGUAGCAGCAUGAUGAAAGUAUUCAAUAGGCUUUAUUCAGUUUAUAAAUAUGCUACCUCUUCGAUAUCUCUAUGUACAGUUACAUAUAUCAUUAUAUAUGCGAAAAGUUACCGAUUACAGUCAUGAGUCAUUUCCUUUCAAUUUAUUAAUAUCACACAAUAAGCAAAUGAAUUUAUAUAUACGAUACGAUAAAUUAUUGCUAUAAAAUUCUCCUUAAAUGGAUAUAUAAAUACAAAUUUAUUUCACUAGCUAAAGACUCAGGUAAAGACUAAUGAAAUUAUCGCAAAUCCGUAUAGACUCGAUAAAUCAUUACGUAAUCGAGAGAUAAAAUAUAGGUAAUAAAAUUGCUACAUUCUUCGUCGACGAAGAAAUUACAAAGUCAAAAAUAGCUUAUUUAUUAUUCCGACGUUAAGUUUAUUAUAAUUAUUAAAUGUCAACGAAACAUUCAUAUUAGAAAUUUAAUAUUGGAUCUCUUCCGAAUAAAUUAGUCAUUUUAUGUGAUAAA